Messenger RNA from Xiphophorus hellerii (green swordtail), 3126 nucleotides. RefSeq lists its product as uncharacterized. The transcript has 7 exons. Bases 57 to 2105 code for a protein of 682 amino acids. Gene Ontology annotation, cellular component: membrane. The record is from RefSeq and is a predicted model, not a curated record. Gene Ontology annotation, molecular function: G protein-coupled receptor activity; olfactory receptor activity; odorant binding. Gene Ontology annotation, biological process: detection of chemical stimulus involved in sensory perception of smell; G protein-coupled receptor signaling pathway. NCBI's taxonomy places the organism in Eukaryota, Metazoa, Chordata, Actinopteri, Cyprinodontiformes, Poeciliidae.
CAGAUGUGAACAUCCUCUCUUCAUUGUUUAACAUCACCUUUUGUUGUUUUCUGUUGAUGUUUUUCAUGAAGAUUUUAGCUUCUCUAAGAUUUUCCAUUAAGUGGUGUUUAGUUUUCAGAGCCGUCAAGCUGUGGAUGGAGAACCUAACAUUCACUCCUCUCACUCAGCCGAUUGUGUUUGAACUGGAGGGCUUCGACGUUCCACCAGGACAUGGUCCGCUCUUCUUCUUCUUGGCCCUGUUUGCCUACAUGGUGGUGCUGCUGGGGAACGGUGUGGUGAUCUGUGUCAUCAUGACGGACCGGAGCCUGCACAGACCCAUGUUUGUGAUGAUCUGCCACCUGGUGGUCUGUGACCUGCUGGGCGCCACGGCGGUGCUUCCCAGCCUCAUGAUGCACUUCUUGAUGGGGCAGAAGAAGAUCAGCUACCUCUCUGCCAUUAUUCAGGGCUUCUGUGUUCACACAUACGGAGUUGCAAUGCACACUAUCCUGGGAGCGAUGGCUGUUGACAGGUAUGUGGCAGUGUGUGAGCCUCUCAGGUAUCACUCCAUCAUGACUUCGGCUCGGCUGCACAGCUGCUGCGCUGUGGCCUGGAUCGUUGCGCUGCUGCUCAUCGCUGUGCUCUUCUCCUUCCACGUAAAUCUCCCUUACUGCAGGCGAACCAUUCAGCACGUCUACUGCAGCAAUAAGUCCAUGAUGAAUCUGGCCUGCGCUCCGCCUCUUAUCAGCAACAUCUACGGAUUAUUCAUCACCUGGUUUGUGAGUACAGGGAUGUUCGUCAUCAUCGCUUAUUUCUACAUCAGGAUCCUGAGAGCUGCUGUGAAGCAGGGCAGGAGUGACAGCAGCAUCCGUACCAAGGCCUUCCAGACAUGCGCAUCACACUUUGUUGUGUAUGUCUUCUAUGAAUUAGCCACACUGAUUAUAGUCGUUAACUACAGAUUUCCAUCCACCUCCCAAAACAUCAAUAAGUUUCUUGGCAUCCUGUUCAUCAUCGUCCCUCCGGCCAUCAACCCCAUCAUCUACGGGCUGGUCAGUAAGGACCUGCGCUCCAGCAUCAUCAAGCGUUUUUCUACCAGAACCGCUCGCAAGAACGAUCCGGAUGGUGUCAUCUUUCUGAUUUUUGACAGGCUAGUGCUCGUUUGGAUGGAGAACCUAACAUUCACUCCUCUCACUCAGCCGAUUGUGUUUGAACUGGAGGGCUUCGACGUUCCACCAGGACAUGGUCCGCUCUUCUUCUUCUUGGCCCUGUUUGCCUACAUGGUGGUGCUGCUGGGGAACGGUGUGGUGAUCUGUGUCAUCAUGACGGACCGGAGCCUGCACAGACCCAUGUUUGUGAUGAUCUGCCACCUGGUGGUCUGUGACCUGCUGGGCGCCACGGCGGUGCUUCCCAGCCUCAUGAUGCACUUCCUGAUGGGGCAGAAGAAGAUCAGCUACCUCCCAGCUAUUGCUCAGGGUUUCUGUGUUCACACGUACGGCGUUGCAAUGCAGACCAUUCUGGGAGUGAUGGCUGUUGACAGGUAUGUGGCAGUGUGUGAGCCUCUCAGGUAUCACUCCAUCAUGACUUCGGCUCGGCUGCACAGCUGCUGCGCUGUGGCCUGGAUCGUUGCGCUGCUGCUCAUCGCUGUGCUCUUCUCCUUCCACAUGAACGUCCCGCUGUGCGGCCAACUGGUCCAACAUGUCUACUGCAGCAACCGGGGCAUCCUGAACCUGGCCUGCAUUCCCACGCCUGCCAACAACAUCUACGGUCUGGCCAUGACCUGGUCUGUGAGCACCGGGGUGUUUGUCAUCAUUGCUUUUUCCUACAUCAGAAUCCUGAGUGCCUCCUUUAAACGGCAGAGGAGCAACAGCAGCGUUCACAGGAAGGCCUUGCAGACCUGUGUGCCUCAUCUCGUUGUGUAUGUGCUCUAUCAGAUAGCCUCAGUUAUCAUCAUUGUCAGUCUCAGGUUCCCCUCUGUCUCCCAGAACAUCAGGAAGUUCUUUAGCAUCCUCUUCAUCAUAGUUCCACCAGCUCUCAACCCCAUCAUCUACGGUCUGGUCAGCAAAGACUUACGAUCCGGCGUUACGAAGCUUUUCUCCUUGCAAGUCAUGAGAGUGUGUCACAAGGAGUGACACACACAGAUGUCUCCCAACAGAAACACCAAAAUGAUCAAACCCUGCAGAACACGCCGGAUGUUGUCUUCUCUUUGGGAACACAAAGAGAAGACUCUACAAAGAGUUUGGGAACUCUUAAUAAAGUCAAGACUGGCAUGUUGAAUCAAACCAAAGUAUCACACAGUUUUUUGUCCCUCUGUCUUCAGGCUUGGCAACAAAGACGUUGAAAUCUCCCACAAUUAUUAAACAGUCAGAAUCAAUGAAUACAAUGUCCACAUAUUUUGGGGUUUUGUGCAGAGUUCGUGUCGGAGCUUAUUUCCCAAAUAUUCAAGAGUCAAAUUUUCCCAGAAAAACCUUUUCACAGUUAAUGAAGCAUAAAAAUUGCAGCAACCCCUUUAUAUUUUCUAUUCUUACUUUAAAAUGUGUAAUUAGGAGGUGCUGCCACAAUUAGUACUGAUUUAUUAUUGUCAUCCAACAAUGUUUCUGUUGGAAACAUGCAAAGCCAAACACAACAUCCAUAAUAUUCUCAGUGAUGAAGUCAUGAAGCAGAACCUGAUGAUGAUCUUAUAUUUGACAGUGACUUUCUGCUGGAUAAUUGCUCCAGUUGAGGUUUGACUUUAUGCUGCAUUUAGUUUUUUCUGCUAUCUAUUAAUGUUCUCUCAGUGAUCUGGAUGCGUACUGUCCUGUUUCGUGCUGCUGGAGGCCUGAUGCUUUCUGGAAGAAUACACUGUAGAUGCUAAGCUAAUGUCUAAUGGUCUAUGGUAAAAACUUAAAUAAGACAAACUUGUAGAAAAGAAUAAAUAAACUAAAUAAUUAUCCCAGUUGAUAAAAUAAUUGUAUUGAUGACAAUCCACCACGAGUAGACACAGGUUGCCUCAUCGUUUGAACCAGCCAAUCAUUGACCUUCAUCAUUGUUAACGCGAUAAAAUAUGUUCUCACUGUGCGAUCAUUGGCUUUUCUCUGCGUGAAGAAGGACGGCAGUCGGCAGGACGGCUGUGUGACCAAGAAAUCCACUUCUGAAUGUUUGGAUAAACCAGCG